AUGGCGGCCAAAGACGAUAGCAACACCCCCGCGGCAUUCGCAGACGAGAUGCAGAAGCAGACACGCAAAGAACGUCGCUUCGACGAGAUCGAGGCACAGCUCCCCAACCCAAAGCUGCCGACGCUACAGUCGGCCUUCGUGACCGCCAGCGGCAUCCUGUCGCACCUCGGCAGCUACAACCCCUGGGGCAGGCCGGUGACAGAUGACGAUAUUGUUUGGCUUCUCGACAACACGGCGUACAAGCCGUCCCGCCUGAGCAGCUGGCAGGCCGAGUUCGUCGCCGCAAUCUUUGAAAAGGAACCGAAAUGCACCGUCGUCGACAUUGUGCAGGGCGUCGCCGAGAAGCUUGGGCUCGCGGACGAUGCCGAGGAGCGUAAGACGAUUGAGGAGAGGAUCAUGCCUUUCCUCUGGGACGUGCAGCCGGCGCGGCACCUCCGCGUUGUGCAACAGAAGAAGGAGCUCAAGCUGGGUCCUUCGGGAUCGAAUGGCAUCACUACGGACACGCUCAAGAUCCACGAUCAGCCUACCGGUUCGACGGUUACGUCAAGUGCGGCGGUGCCGCGGGGCGCGACAGCGCUGUUGGAGAUGAAGACUUUCUUUGCUGCUCCAGAAGGCUGGGCAGUCAUUUCAGAUAUCGACGACACGAUCAAGUUGACGCAGACGAGCGACCCCAUCGGCAUCCUCCGCGAGACGUUUGUGAAUGAACCAAGGCCAAUCGAGGGCAUGCCGGAGCUGUACAGGAACAUUGCCGCACUCCUGCCGCAGGAAUCGCCGUGGUUCUACCUCUCGGCGUCACCCUACAACCUGUACCCGUUCCUGAGGGAGUUCCGCGACAAAUACUACCCGCCGGGGACCAUCAUCCUCCGCGACUCGAGCUGGAAGACGGUCGCGGGCCUGCUGUCGGCGCUGACGGUGGCGACAGAGCAGUACAAGGUGAAGCGGAUGAACAAGGUGCACGACUGGCUCCCCAAGCGGAAGUUCAUCCUCAUUGGCGACUCUACGCAAUCCGACCCCGAGGCGUAUGGAGACAUCUACCGCGAAUUCAAGGGCUGGGUCAAGCUCAUCUUGAUCCGCAAGGUCACCGACAUUGCAGCCAUCGGCAUCGCCGCCAAGAACGAGCCGGAGCGCUUCGAAAAGGCGUUCAAGAACAUUCCUCGCGACGAUUGGUUCGUCUUUGAGAACCCUGUCGACUGCAACAAGAUUGUUCGCGACACCGUUGCCCAGGCUUGA
Messenger RNA from Colletotrichum orchidophilum, 1230 nucleotides. RefSeq lists its product as uncharacterized. The record is from RefSeq and is a predicted model, not a curated record. Gene Ontology annotation, molecular function: phosphatidate phosphatase activity. Gene Ontology annotation, cellular component: actin cortical patch. Lineage: Eukaryota; Fungi; Ascomycota; Sordariomycetes; Glomerellales; Glomerellaceae. The coding region runs from base 1 to 1230 and encodes 409 amino acids. The transcript has 3 exons.